Molecule: messenger RNA, 696 nt
Organism: Penicillium malachiteum
Lineage: Eukaryota; Fungi; Ascomycota; Eurotiomycetes; Eurotiales; Aspergillaceae
Product: 3,4-dihydroxy-2-butanone-4-phosphate synthase RIB3
Exons: 3
Coding region: 1-696 (231 amino acids)
Biological process (GO): riboflavin biosynthetic process; aerobic respiration
Cellular component (GO): mitochondrial intermembrane space; cytosol
Molecular function (GO): 3,4-dihydroxy-2-butanone-4-phosphate synthase activity
Source: RefSeq, a predicted model, not a curated record
AUGCCUUCCACCACAGACCCAGCACUUCAAUUUGAUUCCAUUGAGGAUUCAAUUGUGGCAUUUAAGAAUGGCGAAUUCAUCGUCGUCCUUGAUGACCAAGAUCGCGAAAAUGAAGGCGACCUCAUAAUUGCAGCAGAGUCUAUCACCGCUGCCCAAAUGGCAUUCCUGGUCCGUCAUACAAGUGGCUUAAUAUGUGCUCCCAUUACCCCAGACCUAGCUAUCCGCCUCGCACUUCCGCAAAUGGUAUCCGAGAAUGCCGACCCAAAGGGAACUGCCUACACCGUCACAAUUGACUCAAGCGAUGAUUCCGUAACUACCGGUAUCUCUGCACAAGACCGUGCCCUCACAUGUCGCACUCUCGCCUCUCCAGAUGCUCGUGUCGACUCUUUCCGUCGACCCGGUCACAUCAUCCCCCUCCAGGCACGUCCUGGCGGUGUGCGCGAGCGCAUGGGUCACACCGAAGCGGCGGUAGACUUCUGUCGCCUUGCCGGGAAGGCACCAGCCGGUGUGAUCGCCGAGCUGGUUGAAGGAGGUGAAGUCGUUGAGGGUGUUGCGGAGCUUCGUGGCGACAAUGGUAUGAUGCGGAGGGAUGCUUGUUUGGCAUUUGGCAAGAAGUGGGGAAUCAAGGUCUGUACGAUUGAAGAUUUGGUCGCCUACUUGGAGAAGAAUGAGAGCGUGAAGAAUGGGUCGCAUUGA